This is a messenger RNA of Photinus pyralis (common eastern firefly), 1043 nucleotides long. RefSeq lists its product as uncharacterized. The record is from RefSeq and is a predicted model, not a curated record. The coding region runs from base 71 to 781 and encodes 236 amino acids. Lineage: Eukaryota; Metazoa; Arthropoda; Insecta; Coleoptera; Lampyridae. The transcript has 2 exons.
UCGUGGUAGUGGUUUGUGUUAAGAAAUUUUAUAAUACUGUGAAUCAGCGAAUCUAAUACAAAGUUGAAUUAUGCCGAAACGUCAGUGUAAAUAUUCGGAUGACAUGCUGAAGGAAUUUCCUUCCGUGAAAAAAGGAAAAAUAAGCACUGAAGUGUUUUGUAACGUAUGUAGUUCUUCGCUUUCCAUCGCUCACAAAGGAAAGAAAGAUAUUGAAGACCAUUUGAAAACUGAGAAACACAAGAAGAAUUUGCGCAGUCAGGCAGGUGCAUCAGGCCUGCAAAAGUUUGUCACAACCGCAAGUAAUAGCUCGCGCAUCAAGGCUGCUAAAGCCACACUUGCUUUUCAUACGGUACGACAUCAUCAAUCAUACAACUCCAUGGGCUGCACAACCAAAGUGAAUAAGAAAAUCUACCAUGACUCAACAGUAGGCCAGUCGCUAACAUGUGGACGUACGAAAGUUGAAGCAAUAAUCAACGGAGUUCUGGGACCGUAUUCUUCACAAGAGAUUAAAAAGCAGAUUGAACACAUUCCUUAUGUAGGGGUAUCUACCGACGCAAGUAAUCACAAUUCGAUUAAGAUGUUUCCUGUACUGCUGCAGUAUUUUGAUUACAAAAAAGGAGGUUUGCACGUAAAACUUGCUGACAUCCAAAGCACAGAAAACGAAACAUCAGAGACCGUGUCCGAUUUAUUAGUGUCAGUUCUUGCUAUGUAUGAUGUCACCCAAAAAUGUAUAUCAUUCUCAGGACGCCUAUUCUCAUCGCAGGAAUGUGAUUGUUCGUAGGAGAAUAUCCGCCAUCUUUCUAUCAAUAUUUGCGCGGCCGUAUUCUCAUCAUCGAUUUCAUGCUAUCGUUCGCAUGAAAAUCCGACAUUUUUUCUCGUUUAAGUUACAUCAAUAGAAUUGUAUGUUUUGAGAGAAUCGCAUGCGCAGUGGUAACUGGAAUGAUAGGAUUGCAACACACACCACGAAAUGUAACUACAGCUACACUAAAUGUUUAGUUACAAAUUAAACGUAAAUAAAGGGGUAGUUUGUUUAUUACUAUUAU